ACCGAGGAAGACUCAAACAUCUACCUUUCUAUCUGGAUGUUAUUCGUCCUUCUGAUCCCAACGACACCUUAAAGGUGGACAUCUGAGACAACAUGAUCAACUGUGAGCUUCCCCCUCCAUUAGGCUAUGGGUCAGCUGGAGGAAGUGUGUUGGUUUCUGAGCUGCCGACACAAACACACACUCUGACAGCCAUGCCUCAGAGACCCUCCCACCACAGAAGGAAAGCCAGCACAGCCACUGCUCCGAGGAUGGAGAGAAGACGGAGGGAGCACAACCACCGCUCCAAGAAACUGUCCAUGAUUUCCAGAUCCCUGAUCCUGUGUCACUCCAAGACUCAUGAUGAUGUCCUAGAGGACAGACACGCUGGCCAAGCAUCGGAUGCUUGCAGGUCUGCACGGGGUCAGAGCUGGUGGACUGCCAAGGAUCAUUCAGAGGAUGGAGAUCUACCAGACAGACAGCCAUCAUCCACAGAGAGAAGAGGCAGUGAUGCAGACACACAGAAUCAAACCAGCACGCUCAGGGAGAAUAAACGAAGCAUCAUGAGGUCCUUCAGCAUCAAGGACAGUAGCAUCUGGAGGAUGUGUGUAACCUCAGGACCCAGUGAUGAGGUGAAUGAAGUGGCCAACGGCAGCAUCCAGACUGAUGAGUCGCCUCACCUGCACAGACGCUGCAGCCUUUUGAGUCCAGACAAGCUGGUACCUUUUAAUGGACAGUUUCUGAACAGCAGAGCCUGGAUGGAUGGGGACACAGCAAAGAGCUGCUCUGAGGAUGUUUCUAGAUGUGAUGAUGCUCCUCUCCAUCCAGGUAUUGAUCCUCAUCCUGAUGCUCUGCUGUUGCAUGGAUACACAGAUAAAGACCUAGUAUCCAACAACAACCACCUGAAGUUAGCCAUUCCUGAAGUGAAUGAAGACAGAUGCUGGGACAGAGCACAGAGCCCCCCAGGACAGAUGUCCAGCAGCAGGACAUGCUCCACUUCAACCAGUGUGCAUCCUUACUGGAUCGGAGAUCUGGACAGCAUCAUCAUGAAGACUCCUGACUUGUACACCAGUCAUUCUCAUUGGAAUGGUGGUUUCAACGGAAACAGGAAGUCUCUGUCCCAGCACCUGGAGUUUCUUCACACCGACAAACAGCCUCUUCAUUGCCCAUCCCGCUCUCUCAGCUCCACCCAGCUGCUCAGCUCCUGCAGCAACAUCCAGGCCUUCAUCAUCUGCAAUAUUGUGCUGAUGAAGGGACAUGGCAAGGGUCUGGGCUUCAGUAUUGUAGGAGGAAGAGACAGUUUGUGUGGGCCGAUGGGAAUCUACGUGAAGACCAUUUUUCCUGCAGGAGCUGCAGCUGCUGAUGGGAGGCUGCAGGAGGGUGAUGAAAUCCUGGAGGUUAAUGGAGAGUCACUUCAAGGUCUGACUCAUGGUGAAGCUCUGCAGAAGUUCAAACAGAUAAAGAGGGGACUCCUGACCCUGGUGGUGAGGACCAGCCUUCGGUUUGGGGCCCGGUGGGGUCAGGAGCAGCUGUCCCAGCUGUGCAGGUCCCGCUCUCUCAGCUCCACAGCAGGCAUGGCGAGUGUCGGUGCUGACCACGGGGAAUUCACCUGCAGGAACACACUGAGCCUCCCGGGUCAGAAACCCAGAGACCGCAUCAUGAUGGAGGUCGUUCUGCAGAAAGAGACCGGAGUUGGUUUGGGUAUUGGCCUGUGCUGCGUCCCAUCAGAUAACGGCUACUCUGGAAUCUUCAUCCACACCCUCUCUCCUGGAUCUGUUGCACACAUGGAUGGCAGACUGCGGACUGGGGAUGAGAUCACGGAGAUCAACGACACUCUGGUGUCCAGCUUGCUGCUGAAUGACGUGUACUCAGUUCUGAGUCAGUGCACACCCGGUCCGGUUCACAUCAUCAUAAGCCGACAUCCUGAUCCUGAAGUUUCUGAACAGCAGCUGAAUGAUGCCAUUUCUGAGGCAGUGAAGAAGAGCAAACUGAGGAUGGAUAAGAGCCAGUGGAGCAUUGAUGAAAUAUGUGGAGGGGACUCUUCGUCUCAGAGCCAACAGAGGUGUGAACACUGUCUGGAGAGAAAUUUCAGUCAUGUGACCGUCCAGCAAACACCGAACACCAUGACCCGGUACUGCAGCAACAACACCAACAACCAUCAGCACAAGUGUGUCACCAUUCGCAACCACCACAACACUCAUCAGAACUCACUGGCUGCCGUCCACAGCGUAGAUAAGUCUGUGGCAGAAUUCUGGUCCGAGAACAGACGGUCCAUUCCUGUUUACCCAGAUGAUGACUACAUCGUCCCCUACAACUCUCCUGCUGCAAAACUGUCCAUUCAACUGGCCCUCAACCUGGUCCACAACAAGGAAAGAGAACAAACGACAGAACAGUCAGGAGGAAGAAGAGAAGUAGUUUCCAAUCAUCGAGACACUGCAGAGUCGACCAGCAACCAGCAACACACAGGUGACUCGUUCUUUGUAAUCUCCUCUAAACCAAAGAGAAGAGCUCUGAGAAGACAGCCGUGCAUUGAUCAGCUCGCACCAGAUAAACUCCAGGAUCCCUGGGUUCGCCUUUCAAACACUAAGGCCCACCAAGUUAACCAGGACACUCCUGAUCCCCCACAGCUGGUCAACCUUAACCAGCUGGUCCACACGCACAGCAUCCCUACCAUGGCUGAUGAAGACAACGUCCCUGAGCUAAAUGGCACAACCACAGAUCCUCCAUCCAACACAGUUCACGAUCCUUCAGGACCAAAGAGGGCUCCCCCAGUGGCCCCCAAGCCUGCUUGGUUCCGGCAGAGUCUAAGGAAAAUCCAGGAGAACCAGGACCAGAGGAAGCCAGCCAAAAGUUUAGAUCAGAAGCCUGCAGCCAGCUCCAGGAGAAGCUUUGAGGGAAUGUCUUCCUCAUCUUCAGGCAACAUGUCCAUUAAACAGAAGAUUCACUCAUUUGAGACGUUUUCUAGUCCAGAAACUCAGUCAGGAAGCAGCAGGAGAUCUGCUGCACCUCCCACCUCACUUCCUGUGGUGGAGGACACAGGCAGUCCAUGUCCUCCAUUUCCAGUAGAUCAUGAAGAUCACGAGAAGUGCAAACAUGAAUUUACCAACGAAAUGCAGACAAAACAGGAAAACAACAGAUCUGUCACCUCAUUAUCUUCUGAAAGUUGUCCAGAUGAAACCUCUGAAAAGCGUACUCCUUCCACUCAGCCACCCUCAGAUCUCCAAUCUGAGAUAAAUGAUUCUUCUCAAGUACUCAAAGAGGACAAAGUCUUAAUAUCCCAGAAUGACCCAGAAGAAGUGGAUAUAAGCAGCUCCACAAAGUCCAAGACCGAACUCCCUAUGGAACCAAUGAGAUCCGGGGAAAACGAAGCAGAAAGAGGCUUUGAUGGGAGCAGAGAACCCGGAAAACUGCUGAGGGCAGACCCAAGUUCUGCUCCACCUACAGAGAGUCAGGAGGGAAGAGAUUUUGGGAAAGUCAUCGUCUUCAGUAACCAGGUUUCUCAAGCAUUAAUGCGUUCCCCUCCUGGUUUCCAUCAUGGUGAAAAAAUGGAGGAUGUUACCAACCCCCCAGAGUCUGAUCUGGGCCUGGACAGCACCAGCAAAGCAUUUUCUGUCAGUCUGGCAGCUUUGAGGGAAUGUACCAUUGAACGAGGGGAGGCGGGAUCUGAACCAUCCGUCACUUCAGCAACUGCUCACUCUGUCAUCUCAGUCAUCCCUUCACAGGAAAUCCAAGAGAUGAUCCAGGAAGUAAAAACUUUAGAUGAUGACACUCUCAAGCAACUGCUUGACAUCCAUGUAGUGAUUCUGCAUAAAGAGGAGGGUGCUGGGCUCGGCUUCACCAUUGCUGGAGGAUGUGAUCUUGAAAGCAAAGCUCUAACAGUUCAUAAAGUGUUUCCCAGCGGCCUGGCGGCUCAGGAGGGAACCAUCCAGAAAGGAGAUGAAGUGUUGUCCAUAAAUGGACAAAUACUACAUGGUGCCACACACACCGAUGCCACUGCGGUUCUGCGUCAGGCCCGCAGCCCGAAGCUGGCCGUGGUCGUUGUCUGUAAGAGAACAGAGGAGGCGGUCGGAGACGAGGGGGGCAGCAGAGGAGAAGAUCCCCUCUCUGCAGUGGAGGAGCAUCAGGCCUCAGUGACCGUGGAGGUGCAGAAAGGUGUUGGGGGGGUCGGUUUUACUUUGGAGGGAGGAAAGGGCUCGAUCCACGGAGACCGGCCUUUGAUCAUCAACAGGAUCUAUAAAGGAGGAGCAGCAGAACAAAGUGGUUUACAGUGUGGAGACGAAGUUCUGCAGGUCCAGGGAGUCAGUCUGCAGGACAUGAGCCGGUUUGAGGCAUGGAACAUGAUCAAGGCUUUACCUGAAGAGCCCAUCACUGUGGUCAUCAGAAGGAGCCAGAAAGAUGCAGAGUGACCCCUCAACACGCUGUUCUUCCACCCCGACUUCUUCUGCUGUCUUACAGCCUCGUCAGUGGAAGAAGUGAGAGCAAACACAGAAAAGAAGAAGCCAUAUUUAAACAUGGAGAGUUUGUCAUUACGAUGAAUGAAAACAAGUUUAAUCCUGGACUGGUACAUGAUUUUAGGACAUUUAGUUAUUUUAUCACCUCUAAUGAUCAUAGAAACAAACACCCAGACACCUCCCAGACAUCUGAGAGGAAAAACUGUUUUUAUGCUCAAAUUCAGAAAGAACACAACUGCUUACUCUCAUGAUCACUUAUGAGGACAAAACCCAGAAAACACACAAGAAAAAAAAACAACAACAAAAAAAACACAUUAACGCUCCAGAGCCGAAUCCAUUUGCUUGUUUUAUAACUUCAGUCAUUGUGAAACUAAUUCAUCCAUGAGCCGGACUAACCUUUAACCAGUCACAAAUGAACAGACAUGACUGAGAUGAUGAUCUAUGAUGAAGAGAAAGAGAAAUGUGUUUUACUUGGUGUCUGAGUCCAGGAACAGAAGAAAGGUAUCAACCCUAGGAGUCCAGAGCUGCAGGAGGAGGACCAUCACCUUCAUCUGCAGAGGGGAAACUGUGUGGAGGGAUUAUUGGAUGGUAACUCUGGAAACCUGUAGCAGCACACAGUCUGUCAGCAGUAAGCCAAAAGUAUCUGAAUCCUGGUUCUCUUGUUGAAGACUCGGACCUUACGACACCCUGACAGGCGACAUGAAUGACUCCAGAGGAAAUCUCCAGAUUAAAACCACGUCUGUCUCCUCAUUCUCAACUGUUUUAUUUGUAAUUAUUUUUUUUCCAGGUCAGCAUCUGAUGUUGAACUGGUUUGCAACAUGAUCUGAGGUGAGGUGUGUUCUUUCUGUAUUAAAACCAGUUUGUGCUGGUUUCAGUGUUUGUGUUUAUAUCUCUGGAGUUCACUCAGUGCUGCAUGUAAUGCAUCUGUAAAUCUGGAUAAAAAUGACAUAAAUAAAAGAAAUUUAUGGGUA
Messenger RNA from Melanotaenia boesemani (Boeseman's rainbowfish), 5398 nucleotides. It is a transcript of the gene il16, whose product is annotated as interleukin 16. The coding region runs from base 93 to 4382 and encodes 1429 amino acids. Gene Ontology annotation, biological process: leukocyte chemotaxis; induction of positive chemotaxis. Gene Ontology annotation, molecular function: CD4 receptor binding; cytokine activity. The record is from RefSeq and is a predicted model, not a curated record. The transcript is spliced from 25 exons. NCBI's taxonomy places the organism in Eukaryota, Metazoa, Chordata, Actinopteri, Atheriniformes, Melanotaeniidae.